Rhododendron vialii is the source of this 1192-nucleotide messenger RNA. RefSeq names its product probable aquaporin SIP2-1. Gene Ontology annotation, molecular function: channel activity. Gene Ontology annotation, cellular component: membrane. The record is from RefSeq and is a predicted model, not a curated record. The transcript is spliced from 3 exons. NCBI's taxonomy places the organism in Eukaryota, Viridiplantae, Streptophyta, Magnoliopsida, Ericales, Ericaceae. Bases 282 to 1016 code for a protein of 244 amino acids. Gene Ontology annotation, biological process: transmembrane transport.
ACACAGACCAGAAGCGUCAUUUACCCAACUUCCAUCAAUUGGUGGUCUUGUGGGAAAGAGGAAAAACCCACGAAAACACAAAGACCCAUGCCUCCCUAACGGCCGCGGAGAGAGAGAGAGACAGAAAUUUCCAACGAACCAGAGAGAGAAAUUCCAACGAACCAGUGGAAUACAGUGGAAAGAACAAACCCAAAAAAAAAAAAGAAAAAGAAAAACCCAGGUGCCAAACCAAAAAGUCAGCUAUAGAUUGAUCGACCAUCAAUCAAGAUUCGAUCAAGAAAAUGGCCGGCGGCAACGGUAAUGGCGGGGGACUGCGUUUAAUCGUGUCGGAUUUCGCGAUAUCCUUCAUGUGGGUAUGGUCGGGGGUGCUGUACAAGAUGUUGGCGUACGACGUCCUAGGGUUCCACCACCACGACGCCGCGGGUGAGGCCGUCAAGUAUGCUCUCUCCAUCGUCAACAUGUUCUUCUUCGCCUACCUGGGUAAGCUUACCAAGGGUGGGACCUACAAUCCCCUCACCGUCCUGUCGACCGCCCUCUCCGGGGAUUUCUCUCAGUUCCUCUUCUCUUUCGGUGCCAGAAUUCCUGCUCAGGUCUUGGGAUCUAUUAUUGGGGUUAGGCUCAUUAUUGAGACCUUUCCUGAGGUACACGGGCCACGUCUGACUGUUGACUUGCAUCGAGGUGCACUGACAGAAGGAUUUCUGACAUUUGCCAUUGUGAUCAUCUCACUUGGGCUUUACAGAAAUAUCCCCGGAAGUUUCUAUAGGAAGACUUGGAUCUCCAGUGUCUCCAAGGUUGCUCUUCAUAUACUUGGUUCUGAUCUAACUGGUGGUGUUAUGAACCCAGCCUCUGUAAUGGGGUGGGCUUAUGCUCGAGGGGAUCAUUGGACCAAGGAGCACAUACUUGUUUACUGGCUUGCCCCUAUUGAGGCAACUCUAUUGGCAGUAUGGGUAUUUAAGUUGCUAUUCCGGCCGCUCAAAGAAGACAAGGCAAACAUGAAGAACAAGAAGUCGGACUAAAGGGGAUACCUACUUUGGAAUUCAAAUCUGUAUAUAUGUGCAGAAAGUCAGGUUGCAGUAUCCAAAAACCCACCAGGACAUCGGUCAGAAGGAAAUCACUCUUCCUGCAAUUGUAUUGUUUUCAUCGCAUCCAAUAUGUAAGCAUUGAGUUAUUGAUACAAGCAACUGGUUCUCUC